Molecule: messenger RNA, 1024 nt
Organism: Paramecium pentaurelia
Lineage: Eukaryota; Ciliophora; Oligohymenophorea; Peniculida; Parameciidae
Source: the annotation of a GenBank genome assembly
AUGAAUAAUAGCUUCAAUAAUUUUAGAGAAUGUUACAACCUUCCUGGCCAUCGUAGUUACAUCUCUUAAAGUGAUACUUCUCUGUUUCGAAAUAAGUAAUAGAGCUUAAAGAAUGAUCGCAAUAAUCAGCAUAGCUCUAAUGAAGAAUUAUUUGCUGAUAUUGAAAGAUCUUGCAAUAUGAAUGUGAGUGGAGAAUCACUUCCAACAAGUGAAGAAGAACAUAGUCUUAUCGAUUAAGCUAUCGACUUGUUUUCAGGUAUUGGUCUUGUAAACCUUCCCAGAUACAAAAGUAAUAUUGCCGAAGCAACAAACAGACAUAAGAGAUGUGCAAGACCAAAUGAUAAAAGACAUCAAUCAUGUUUUUGUAGAUUCAUGUUAUAAAUCAUAUCUUUCUACAGAAAUAUUUGAACCCGAAUUUCUUGAGAAUAAUCAAUCCUUAAAAGACUAAUUCUAUGAGAACAAUCAUAGACGUAAACGUAAAACGAUAUCGGAUGAGGAUUCCCAUAAUUUUAUUGUACGAAUUGAUGGUAUUGAAGGAGAUACAAGAACAACUGUCAUGGUUAAAAAUAUCCCAAAUAAAUAUACAAUUCAAAUGCUCAAAGAAUUAAUUGAUUAUCAUCAUUCAGCAUCUUAUGAUUUCCUUUAUCUACCUAUAGAUUUUAAGGUAUAAAAUAGUUUAAAAUCUUUUUAGAAUAAAUGUAAUAUGGGUUAUGCAUUCAUAAAUUUUGUUGACAGUCAUAUGAUAACAUCUUUUCAUAAUGAGUUUCAUGGUUAGAAAUGGCCUCAUUUUAAUAGUGAAAAAGUAUUUAAGUUUCUUAUUCUUUUUUAGAUUUGUUAAUUGAGAUAUGCAAGAAUACAGGGUAGAUCUGCAUUGUUACAACAUUUUCAAUUUUCAAGUGUGAUGAAUCAAAAAGAUAAGAAACUUAAGCCAGUAAUUGUACCUUAAAAUGAACUAUAACGUAUACAAUAGAUGAUUUAAGUAUUACUAUUAAUUAUAUUAUUAGAUGUAAAAAUAAUGAAAUGU